Eurytemora carolleeae is the source of this 3768-nucleotide messenger RNA. Its product is annotated as alpha-(1,3)-fucosyltransferase C. The record is from RefSeq and is a predicted model, not a curated record. Gene Ontology annotation, molecular function: alpha-(1->3)-fucosyltransferase activity. NCBI's taxonomy places the organism in Eukaryota, Metazoa, Arthropoda, Copepoda, Calanoida, Temoridae. Gene Ontology annotation, cellular component: membrane. Bases 560 to 1966 code for a protein of 468 amino acids. The transcript has 7 exons.
ACCAACAAGCAUGUCCAAAGAAGAUAAAAAAGGAAUCUACAUUAAAUAUUUUAUGAAACAGUUUCAGACUUUUAAACAUUGUAACAUUUGCUCUAAAUGUGCGCUAUAUUUAUGAAAACCCCCUGUAGUAUCCAACACGACCGUCUCGGAUUUUAAUUAACAGUUCGGAGGGAUCUAAUGUAACCGUAUGGUCCGUACUUGGGUCCGUACCAUACCACAGGUAGAUCAAGCCUCCUUGGUAUACACUAUACAUAAGCUUUAUACAUGGUUUACUAAACACCUGGUUUCACUUUUAUUCCACCUUAAAUACUUUACAGUUCAGUAGCUACAGCAGAGGUAUUCAGUGGUGGGUUUUACUUAUAAACAUUAAACGUGAAUUCGUCUUAUUCUUGGACGCGUGAUAAUUCUAUUAUCUGACGUGGGGAGUAUUUUAUGAAUAUCCAACUUACCAGAGCUGUAGUAAUCUAACCAAUAUUUUUUUCAGAUAGAAAAAUAAUGAAAAUAUUAUAGAUAAACUAAAUAUGCAGUGAGUUUCGUCCGUCUGUCAUUAUACUACAUCAUGCAGAGACGUCAUUGGGUUAGGCUAUCACGGCAUCUAUGGCCUUUUUUUCUUGUUUUUCUGAUAUCACUCUCCUUUCUCUUAUCCUUUCACGGAGAUACCGAUCCACAAAAAUAUUCUAUCCAUGAAACCUCUCAAAAUAAACUUGAAUAUCGCGCAUUAGAUGAAGAAUCAAGAAAUAUGGACUUAAUUAUUUCCGGUGACAGUUUAACGACACGAGAAUCACUUCCGGGAGAGAAAAUCCCAGAUAUUGAUAUCAAACAUGAAUCUGGAGAUAAUGAUCUGGAUUCGUCAAAAUCAUCCAACUUUAAGGUUUCAAAAGAGUUAGUGAUCAACAAUUUUGGAGAUAACAUAGACUUAAUCAUGGAGAAAGAUCGACAGCGGGAUAGCGAUGAGAAGGAUCUUAAAUAUAUUCUGCACUGGAACGAGGCGUAUGGUGGGAAGGAGUAUGAUAUCGGGUUCGGACGUGAACCCUUCUACUCUAGCCUUUGCCCGGAGACGAGAUGUGUUACAACCCAGGACAGGUCUCUGAAAAAUCUGGAGGACUUCGAUGCAAUUGUUUUCCACCAACGUUCUUUAGACUGGACGGAUAUACCAGAGAGGGAAAAGAGACGUCCUCUUCAAAGGUAUGUGCACUUUAUCAUGGAGUCAGCUCAGUACCUGUACAUGGAUAUUGCUCCUAUGAACAAUUUCUUCAACUGGACAAUGACGUACAGAAGAGACUCAGACUUCUAUAGACCUUAUGGAAGAGUAGUCAAGAUAAAAGAUCAUCCUGAGGGGGAUGAGCUGGAUAGGUAUAUCAAGGAGUUCGGAGAGAAUAAUAAACAUCUUGCUGAAGGGAAAAAUAAAUCCGCUGCAUGGUUUGUUUCCCACUGUGCUACCCAGGCAAGACGAGAACUAUAUGCUAAGAAGCUAAACAAACAUAUGGAUGUCGAUAUAUACGGAAAAUGCGGGAAAUUCAAAUGUCCGCGAACAAAUGAGGACAAAUGUUACAAGGAUAUGGCGAAGAAUUACAAGUUCUAUCUCUCAUUCGAGAACUCGGUUUGUGAGGAUUAUAUUACGGAGAAAUUUUACCGUAUCCUCAAGUACAAUGUAAUCCCUGUCACGUACAACGGAGUAGACAUGGAUACGUUUGCUCCGUAUCACUCCUACAUCAACACUUUAGACUUCAAGGGGGUUUCAGUGUUGGCUCAAUACUUACAAAAGGUGUCUGAGGAUCCGGCUCUCUACGCGUCCUAUUUCUGGUGGAAGGAUUUCUAUGAAGUAAGGGAUAGAAAAGAAGAUUUAAAUCAGGCAUUUUGUUCCUUAUGCUCAGCCCUGCAUGUGAAUAAAGAGGAGAAGGUGUAUUCAAACCUUGAUAACUGGUGGAUAAAUCAAUCUAGAUGCAGAAAACUUAAACUUGUCUAGGUAUAUUUAAACUUUGUAUUGUUUAAGAUAUACCGAGAUACCUAGUUCUUAAUAUUCUUAUAUUCGAUCUUUAUAUAUUACCUAGAUCUCAAAUUGUAUCAAAAUUUCUAGGGUUUAAUAAAACUAGAUGCCCGCUUCUAGCAGUAACUGAAAUUUUUUUAAACAGGAACCCUAAACCUGUCUAUAUCUGUCUAUAUCUGGAUAAAUCUUUCUAUAUCUUUCUAUAUCUGGAUAAAUCUGGAUAAUUUCUAGCUACCUAUAAUAGAGGAAAACUAAAACUGUCUAUAUGUGAAUACCUAAAGUGGAAACCUAAACCUAUCUUUAAUCUAGAUAUAUCUGAUUACCUAAAUAGAGAAUAUAUACCUUUAUCUAGAUAUAUAUUUUGUUACCUAGAUAGAGGAUAUAUAAGUUUGUCUAUAUAUAGAUAUAUCUGGUUAUUUAGAUAGAUGAUAUAUUAGCUUGUCUUUAUCUAGAUAUAUAUUUUGUUACCUAAAUAGGAUAUAAGCUUGUCUAUAUAUCUGGAUAUAUCUGGCUUCCUAGAUAGAGGAUAUAUAAGCUUGUCUAUAUCUAGAUAUAUCUGGUUACCUAGAUAGAGGAUAUAUAAGCUUGUCUAUAUAUUUAAAUAUAUGACUUCCUAGAUAGAGGAUAUAAGCUUGUCUAUAUAUCUAGAUAUAUCUGGCUUCCUAGAUAGAGGAUAUAUAAGCUUGUCUAUAUAUAGAUAUAUCUGGUUAUUUAGAUAGAUGAUAUAUUAGCUUGUCUUUAUCUGGAUCUAUAUUUUGUUACCUAGAUAGAGGAUAUAAGCUUGUCUAUAUCUAGAUAUAUCUGGUUACCUAAAUAGAGGAUUUAUAAGCUUGUCUAUAUCUAGAUAAAUCUGGCUUCCUAGAUAGAGGAUAUAUAAGCUUGUCUACAUAUCUAGAUAUAUCUGGCUUCCUAGAUAGAGGAUACAUAAGCUUGUCUAUAUCUAGAUAUAUCUGGCUUCCUAGAUAGAGGAUAUAUAAGCUUGUCUAUAUCUAGAUAUAUCUGGCUUCCUAGAUAGAGGAUAUAUAAGCUUGUCUAUAUAUUUAAAUAUAUCUGGCUUCCUAGAUAGAGGAUGUAUAAGUUUGUCUAUAUAUCUAGAUAUAUCUGGCUUCCUAGAUAGAGGAUAUAUAAGCUUGUCUAUAUAUCUAGAUAUAUCUGGCUUCCUAGAUAGAGGAUAUAUAAGCUUGUCUAUAUAUCUAGAUAUAUCUGGCUUCCUAGAUAGAGGAUAUAAGUUUGUCUAUAUAUCUAGAUAUAUCUGGCUUCCUAGAUAGAGGAUAUAUAAGCUUGUCUAUAUAUUUAAAUAUAUGGCUUCCUAGAUAGAGGAUAUAUAAGCUUGUCUAUAUAUCUAGAAAUGAUGAGCUUAUGACCAUUACAUCUGUGAUAUUAUGAAUAUGAAAUACUUUUUUAGUACUGUUGAAUCCUUUGCUGUAUAUUGAAUAUCACUAUUGUUUUUAGUACUGUUGAAUCCUUUGCUGUAUAUUGAAUAUCACUAUUGUUUUUGCAAACAUAAAAACUAUGGGAAACAUUCAAUCAAGUUAAAAUAAAAAAAGUAUUUUAGAAAAAUCCAAAUUUCUAGCAACCAAAAAUUUAAAUUGAAUUUUAAAGCGCACCAAAAUUUUUAAUAAUUUUGAGGCUUUUAAUAUUUCUUAUUAUGGUUUUUUUCCCGUGAUUUUAAUGACGGUUGCACUAUAAUAUCCAGAACAAUGUCUAAAAGUUUGUUUUAAUCAAAUUAAGCGAACUUUAGACUUUUUCUGGUAUUUUUAUUUUAAAGAUUUAUUUUCAUU